GGUGUCCGGGGCCUGCUCAGCCCCCUCCGGUGCGGCGGGGGGCGGGAGGGGGGGGCGCGGGAGGAGCCCCCGGCGGUGACAAUGAGGACGCGCUGGGAGUGACAGCGCCCGGCUAAAAAUAUCGCGGGCUGCCACCCACCGCCAGCGCCGCGGCCUCAAGGUCACUGCCCUGCCGGGGGGGGACGCGGGGGCGUGGGGCGGGGAAGCCCCCGGCCCCCCCCGCACGCUGCCGUUGUCGCCAGUGUCGCUCCGCCGAGCCCGGAGCCGGCAGCGCCCGCCGCCCCCGCCGCGUGUCCCCGCCGCCCCCCGCGCCCCCCGACGCUCCCCGUGGCACCGGGGCCGUGACAAGCGUGGAGGGAAGCCCAUGGCCCCCGGACCCCCGGACCCCCCCCGCGCCCGGCCCCGGCCCCGCAGCCCCUGACGGCCCCGGGACCCCCCCGGGCGGCGCCGGGGAGCCCCAGCAGGUCGCCCCCGCGCCGCCGAGCCAUGCGGGAUCGCCCGGUGCUGUCGCCAGCAGAGCCAUGAGCAGCUGUCGCUACAAUGGGGGGGUGGCGCGGGCACGGGGACCCCCGAGCGCCGCCCGCACCCCGCAACCGCCGCACCGGGACCCGCAGCCGCCGAACCGGGACCCGCAGCCGCCGCUGCCCUGCCCCAGCCCCCGCCUGCAGGUCGUGGUGUCCCGGCCCGAGCAGACCGGAGCGGCGGAGCCCGGGCCCGGCGCGGCCCCGCCGGGGCCGGGGGCGGCGGAGGAGCGGCGGAACCAGAACAUCGGCUACAAGCUGGGCCACCGGCGAGCGCUCUUCGAGAAGCGCAAGCGGCUCAGCGACUACGCGCUCAUCUUCGGCAUGUUCGGCAUCGUGGUGAUGGUCACCGAGACCGAGCUCUCCUGGGGGGUCUACACCAAGGAGUCGUCGUAUUCGUUCGCCCUGAAAUGCCUUAUCAGCCUCUCGACGCUCAUCCUGCUGGGGCUCAUCGUCAUGUACCACGCCAGGGAGAUCCAGCUGUUCAUGGUGGACAAUGGCGCCGACGACUGGUGCAUCACCAUGACCUCGGAGCGCGUCUUCUUCAUCGCGCUGCAAUUAACUAAAAUUGCGCUUCUGGGGACAGCAGUGCCACCUCUGUGCUGUCCCCUCAUUGUCCCCGGGGGACACAGCCUGGCCAUGGGACAUCCCCAUGGUGUCCCCAAUUCCAUCUUGGGGACAACGCCCCGAACCCACCGCCAUGGGCACAAAAGGGGGGAGGAAUUCUGUGACAGCGGUGACAGUGGUGACAGCGGUGCCACCACCCCGCGCAGGUACCACGACAAGCAGGAGGUGACCAGCAACUUCCUGGGGGCCAUGUGGCUGAUCUCCAUCACCUUCCUGUCCAUCGGCUACGGGGACAUGGUGCCACACACCUACUGCGGCAAGGGCGUGUGCCUGCUCACCGGCAUCAUGGGCGCGGGCUGCACGGCGCUGGUGGUGGCCGUGGUGGCCCGGAAGCUGGAGCUGACCAAAGCCGAGAAACACGUCCACAACUUCAUGAUGGACACGCAGCUCACCAAGCGGGUGAAGAACGCCGCUGCCAACGUGCUCAGGGAAACGUGGCUCAUCUACAAGCACACCAAGCUGGUGAAGAAGAUCGACCACGCCAAAGUUCGGACCCACCAGCGUAAGUUCCUCCAAGCCAUCCAUCAAGCUCAGAAGCUGAGGAGUGUGAAGAUGGAGCAGCGCAAACUCAACGACCAGGCCAACACCCUGGUGGACCUGGCCAAGGCGCAGUCGGUGAUGCUGGAGCUGCUCUCGGAGCUGCAGGAGCGCCACGAGGAGCUGGGGCAGCGCCUGGGGGCGCUGGAGGCGCAGCUGGAGGCGCUGGGGGGGCUCCUGCAGGCGCUGCCCGCGCUGCUGGCCCGGGCCCUGGGCACGGGGACACCCCCGGGGACAGCCACGGGGACAGCCACGGCCCCCGGGACAGCCACGGCACCGGGGACACCGCGGGACAGCGGCGACACCGCGCCCUGCAGCCCCCGCCGCCACGGCACCGGCAGCGACAGCGGCUGAGGGACAGCGGCGGGACAGCGGCAGGACACUGUGUGUCACCUGUGUCACCUGUGUGUCACCCGUGUCACCUCCGAGUGAUGGGGAGAGCGACUGAGAGACAGCGGCAGGACACCAUGUGUCACCUGUGUGUCACCUGUGUGUCACCUGUGUCACUCGUGUCACCUGUGUGUCACCUCAGAGUGAUGGGGAGAGCGGCUGAGGGACAGCGGCAGGACACUGUGUGUCACCUGUGUCACCUGUGUGUCACCCGUGUCA
This is a messenger RNA of Passer montanus (Eurasian tree sparrow), 2294 nucleotides long. It is a transcript of the gene KCNN1, whose product is annotated as potassium calcium-activated channel subfamily N member 1. Lineage: Eukaryota; Metazoa; Chordata; Aves; Passeriformes; Passeridae. The transcript is spliced from 11 exons. The coding region runs from base 522 to 2039 and encodes 505 amino acids. Gene Ontology annotation, molecular function: small conductance calcium-activated potassium channel activity; calmodulin binding. Gene Ontology annotation, cellular component: neuron projection; plasma membrane; neuronal cell body. Gene Ontology annotation, biological process: potassium ion transmembrane transport. The record is from RefSeq and is a predicted model, not a curated record.